AAGCGCGCGCUGUGAUGAUGUCACGACGCUGACGCCUGAGGAUGGCGGCGGCGGCGACCCUGUCCGCGGUCCGGGGAGGGUCAGCACAGCCGCCGAGACGCCGAAGACCUUGCCGCCCGUGCGAGGUGUAGACGGGGCACUGCCUGCAGAGCAGGUCCUGCCAGCCUCGUUGGAGAGGAUGCCCCCGUGUCCGUGAUGGGCUGUGGGACAAGCAAGGUCCUUCCUGAGCCGCCAAAGGAUGUCCAGCUGGAUCUCGUCAAGAAGGUGGAGCCCUUCAGUGGCACUAAGAGUGAUGUGUACAAGCACUUCAUCACAGAGGUGGACAGUGUUGGUGCUCUCAAAGCUGGGUUCCCAGCAGCCAGUCAGUGUGCAAACCCCUGCCCUGGUGCCCCCACUGCCGGCCACACAGAGCCUCCCUCAGAACCACCACGCAGGGCCAGGGUGGCUAAGUAUAGGGCUAAGUUUGACCCACGUGUGACAGCCAAGUACGACAUCAAAGCCCUGAUUGGCCGAGGCAGCUUCAGCCGGGUAGUACGCGUGGAGCACCGUGCAACCCGGCAGCCGUAUGCCAUCAAGAUGAUUGAGACCAAGUACCGGGAAGGGCGAGAGGUAUGUGAGUCAGAGCUGCGUGUGCUGCGCCGGGUGCGUCAUGCCAACAUCAUCCAGCUGGUGGAGGUGUUUGAGACGCAGGAGCGUGUGUACAUGGUGAUGGAGCUGGCCACUGGUGGAGAGCUCUUUGAUCGCAUCAUCGCCAAGGGUUCUUUCACUGAGCGUGAUGCCACACGGGUGCUGCAGAUGGUGCUGGACGGUGUCCGAUAUCUGCAUGCGCUGGGCAUCACACACCGAGACCUCAAGCCCGAGAAUCUGCUUUACUACCACCCAGGCACUGACUCCAAGAUCAUCAUCACUGACUUCGGCCUGGCCAGUGCCCGCAAGAAGGGUGAUGACUGCCUGAUGAAGACCACUUGUGGCACACCCGAGUACAUUGCUCCCGAGGUCCUGGUCCGCAAGCCCUACACCAACUCAGUUGACAUGUGGGCACUGGGUGUCAUUGCCUACAUCCUGCUCAGUGGCACCAUGCCCUUUGAGGAUGACAACCGCACCAGGCUGUACCGGCAAAUCCUCAGGGGCAAGUACAGUUACUCGGGGGAGGCUCUCUCCCCUAAGGUCCUCUUUCCUGCUGCUCAGCCCCCACCCAUCCCCUGCCAGGUCCUAGGGUGGUGGAUUCUGUUUGGUGUGGAAGCCCAGGCACCAGGAUGCCCUGGCCCAGUGUGUCUAACUUGGCCAAGGACUUCAUUGAUCGCCUGUUGACGGUGGAUCCUGGCGCCCGUAUGACUGCACUGCAGGCCUUGAGGCACCCGUGGGUGGUAAGCAUGGCAGCCUCUUCAUCCAUGAAGAAUCUGCACCGCUCCAUCUCCCAGAACCUCCUCAAACGUGCUUCCUCCCGCUGCCAGAGCACCAAGUCGGCCCAGUCCACGCGUUCUAGCCGCUCUACGCGCUCCAACAAGUCACGCCGUGUGCGUGAGCGGGAACUGCGGGAGCUCAACCUGCGAUACCAGCAGCAGUACAACGGCUGAGCUGCUGGCUACGGCGCAGACAUGCCAUGGUCCCAGCUUGGCCGUGCAUCACUGUGCCAUCUGGCCCUGAUGCCCUCUCUGGAGAUAGGCCUGUAUGGCCGGCAGCAGGUGAAUGGCCCUACCCACUUCUCUUCAGCAGCCCCCAUCCUCAUCCUGGGCCUGAGCCUGGUGUGACCAAGUGGAGGGAGCCUGGGGACGUGUGAGCCCUCUGAACUGGCACCGGUGCUCCUUUUGGUGGGCAACUGCUCUGCUACCAGUUGGGAAAAGGGCAGGACCUGGCCUCGGGCUCUUUCACCCCUUGGCUCUUCCCCAAGACCGAAGAGGCAAGCUGUGCCAGGUAGAGGGUGUCCUGUUGUCCCAGGACUCUUUGGGACAGUUACUUCUGAAACCCUCUUUCCUCCACUGAACCUUCAUCUCUGGCCUCCCACAUUCCAUUGCAUCCUGAUCUGUAACACAGAGAGAGGCCCAGGUAGGCCCAAAGCUUGUGUCUUGGCUGGACUCCCAGCUAAGUCUAAACAGUCUCCCACCUCUCACCCAAGAUCUGUCUUCCUUCCUGGUACCCCCAGAGGCCCCUCCUGGACUCAGGACUGGCUAGAACCUCUGGUGGUAGGGCCAUGGCAUAGUCCUUGGCCCUUCUGGACUGUGUGGCCAUGUUGGUAGCAGGCUUGCUCCAGGCUCUAACCUCUCUCUGACAGUGGGAGGGAGAGCUCCUGCCCACCAGCCCAUUGCUCUCAGUGCCUUCUUUGCAGAGCCCACUAUCACUUCUUUCUCCCCCUUGGAUGCCCAUUCUAUUCCCUAGGUGCCUCCUUCCCAACUGUGGGGGAUUAAAGGGAGCCCCACUGCUGCUACCUGGGGAAUGGGGGCACCUGGGCCAAGGUACAGGCCAGGGGCUUCCCAGGGAGAGCCCCAUCAAUAUUCCAGUGUCAGCCCUGGUUCUACCCUUGGUACUGCCCAAUGUCCCUUCCCUUCAGGCUCUGCAGUGGCAUAAAGGCGCCAUCUAGUGUCUGGCAUGACUAUGGGCAGCCUGGGAAUGACCACUGUGCUCACCCUUCAUCUUCUAGAGGAAGUGGGAAGGAAGGAGCUGCUGUGUUGAGGAAAGGUCCCAGGCUGCUCAGCCCUCCCCUUCUGCUGAGCUUCUGCACAGCUCCAGUUGGAACUUAGCCAUACUGUGUGACCUGCCUCUGAACCCUGAGUGCCUGGGACCCUGGCCUUCUCACAACUGGCCUUGCUUGGGCCAGCCUGUCCUUGCUUCCUUUCACAGCAUUACCUGUCCAGCCUGGGCCCUGCCGAAUCUUAGGUUGGAGGGAGCUCCUGCAGGAGGUGGGUGGAAUUGGGUGGCUGCUCUCCCGGAGGCCUGAGCCAGACCAUCCCCGUGUUAGUCAAGGUGCCUCCCCACCACCACAAACAAGGCUGGAACCCAAGUCCCCUUCUUCCUCAGCUGCUUUCAGUGGCAGGAAAGGAGGUGUGGCCCAGCUUUAGCUGUAGCUAGAUUGCAGGGCCUCUGCCAGCUGGGAGAGACUGGCCCUCACUCAGUUUUUCCCAGUGGGUAGCCUUGGGCCAGGCCCUCCUCUUUCUGCAUCUGCCCACCUCCAGUGGGAAACAAGGCCAAAGAGAACACUCUGGGCCAAGUCGACUGCCUUAAACAUUCCCUCCUAUCCUCAGUGCUCCUGGCACAAGGCAGCAGAGAGCCCAAGUCCUGUGGCCUCAGAAUUCCCCUCACUUCCCCAAGUGCCUCUGGAGGCCUGAACCCUGGGGAUUUAUUUCCUCUCUUGUCCAAGAUAGGCCUGACCCUAAGGGUAGGACAGAGGGAGGUUGGAGACAUGGGCCUUUAUGCCAUGGACCGUAGAUGGAGAGUGUGCAGUUAUUUAUUUUGUGUACUCAGUUUGUAAAUGUAUCCUCUGUACUCAAUAAACAGGCUGCCCUCCCCAGGGAAGGCUGCCCAUCCAUUCUGACA
This is a messenger RNA of Leopardus geoffroyi (Geoffroy's cat), 3531 nucleotides long. RefSeq names its product protein serine kinase H1 (gene PSKH1). The coding region runs from base 196 to 1311 and encodes 371 amino acids. The transcript is spliced from 4 exons. The record is from RefSeq and is a predicted model, not a curated record. Gene Ontology annotation, molecular function: protein kinase activity; ATP binding. Gene Ontology annotation, biological process: protein phosphorylation. Lineage: Eukaryota; Metazoa; Chordata; Mammalia; Carnivora; Felidae.